AUGUCUGAUUAUCCAAAAGGUAUUCUUAGAAAUAAAUCAAUUAGUGAAGAAUCUUCAAAUACUUCAUCUUCACAUUCUGUUGCUGAUCAUUUAGAUAGAAGACAAGUUAUUGAAAAUACAAAAUUAAAUGCUAAAUUAUCUUCAAAUUAUUCACCAAAAGGUGAUAAAAUAAGAGCUAAAAUCGCUGAAGAAAAGAAAAAACAUGGAGGUAACAGUGAAAAUGUACCUGAACAUUUAAAAUGGGAUGAAAUAAAUAUCUAUAAAAAUGAACAAGAAAAAUCAGCAACGAUGAAAAUUGAUGAACCAAAAACUCCAUAUGAAGGUGGUUUCAACCCUGAAGGUGAAUAUUAUAGAGAUGAUGAUGAUGAAGAUACAACAAAAGGUAAUGAAAUACCCGCAUUUGAUUUAGGUGAAAGUGAAUAUGAUAAAAUUAAAAGAGAUGAUAGUCUUGAUGGUGGACAAGUAUAUAAGAAUGAAGAAGAAGAAAAAGAAAAAGAAGAAGAAGAAGUAGAAGAAGUGACGAAAAAACCUCUAAAUGCUGAAGAAAGACAUAAAUUAUUUGAAGAAAAGAGAAAGCAACAUUACCAUAUGAAAGCACUUCCUUUAAAACAUAAUAAAAUAGAUAUACCCGAUGAUGAAUAA
Molecule: messenger RNA, 642 nt
Organism: Insectozyma verbasci
Lineage: Eukaryota; Fungi; Ascomycota; Pichiomycetes; Serinales; Debaryomycetaceae
Source: the annotation of a GenBank genome assembly